AUGGUGCGACUGGUCGUGCUGGGCCUCCUUGCCCUAGCAUUGGCGCCACCGGUCUACAGUGCAGACUUCGUCAAGGUCGACGGUCUGCGCUUCACGUCCGGUAAUUGCACGGACUUUAAGCCGGUUGGAUGGAACGGGUGGUCCACCCUAUCGUACGCGGCCAACAAGAAGUCCAUGCCGGGAUUCAAUGAUGGGCGGGCCUUCCUGACCAACAUGUUCAAGGAGGCCCAGGCGCUGAACUUCAACGUCUACCGCUUCUUCAUCCAGGGCGAUUACUCCUUCCUCACCACCAGCGCUGGUCAGUACGAUGAGCAGAUCUUCCAGGGCUUUGACUUUGUGCUGGACGAGGCUGCCAAGUACAACAUCAAGCUCACCCCCAUCCUGCUCAACCUCUGGAUCGACGACGGCGUGCCCCUGUUUGAGAAGUUCUGCGGCAGCGACAGCUCCAACUACCGCCCCACCCCCUCCAUCGACCUGCGCACCGAGACGACGCUGAACGCCUCGGAGCGCCUGCAGACCCCCUACAAGUGGUACACCGACCCGGACUGCCGGCAGUACGUCAAGGACUUCAUCACCAAGGUGGUCACGCGCGUGAACACCAUCAACGGCAUCGCGUACAAGGACGACCCCACCAUCUUCAGUUGGAACAUGUUGAACGAGCCUCGCUGCAAGUACUGCGGACCCGAGGCCGUCACGGAGUGGUACCACGACAUUGCCGCCCACCUGAAGUCUGUGGACCUCAACCAUCUGGUCACCACCGGGGAGGAAGGCUUCUUCGACGAGUCCUCCAGCUUCGUCGCCGCGGACCCCACGGACGGCAACAAGUGGGGCCCCCGCUCCGGCCAGGACUUUGUCGCCAACCACGAUUCCCCCAACAUCGACUACACCGUCAUCCACAUGUGGCCUGACAACUGGGGUGUGCAGCCCAACGACAUCGCCUUUGGCAAGACCUGGAUCGACUUCCACACUCAGGCCAGCACGGCACUGGGCAAGCCUCUGCUCAUGGAAGAGUUUGGCAAGGGCGUGACGGACUCGAGCCAGAUCACCUCCGUCAGGGAUCCCUGGUACUCCCUCACCUACGACGCCGCCACCGAGAGCAUUGCUGCGGGCGGCGCCCUGCGUGGAGCCCUGUUCUGGCUGUGGGACGGGUCCACCCAGAAUGGCGGCGACGGCGUUGUGGUGGGAACGGCCGACUCCACGAUUUCGAACAUCGUGGGUCUGUUUGCCGACGAGGUGAAGAGCAGCUGCAGGGCGUCCGCCCCUGCCAGCACGGCAGCACCCGGAAGGGCGGGGGCGAGCCCAGCGGCAAGCAGGACCGGAGCUAGCCCGCCUGCCUCCCCGAGCUCCAUCGAUCUGUUCCAGGUGCAGGUGCCCAGCACCGUGGCAGCUGCUGGGCGAAAGCUCCUGGCGCACUGA
Molecule: messenger RNA, 1416 nt
Organism: Auxenochlorella protothecoides
Lineage: Eukaryota; Viridiplantae; Chlorophyta; Trebouxiophyceae; Chlorellales; Chlorellaceae
Product: Putative mannan endo-1,4-beta-mannosidase 4
Exons: 8
Coding region: 1-1416 (471 amino acids)
Molecular function (GO): hydrolase activity, hydrolyzing O-glycosyl compounds
Source: RefSeq, a predicted model, not a curated record